CCGCUACCAGGUACCUAAGCUUACCCAGGUACCUCUUGGUGUUGUUCUCUCUUCCUACCGCAGAUCUUUUGGAAACGCAUUGCUCAACGCCGCUGCCCGUCUUGAAUUUGCUCCCUGGCCUUCUCACACCUUCCUUGACUGUGGAAUCUCGCGCCUGCCUGGGCCCUUGACCCCCACAUCUCUCCACGCAGAGCCUCAGAUCGAACCGACCACCUAAAUUCACUCGCUGCUUGCCGCCCUCUCCCACAUCUGGAGGGCAUUGGUUAUUACAGAGGACGGAGGCGGAUUCAGCGGAGGAUGAAAGGGUCAGGUCACCGAUGGGUGUAAUACGGAAGAAGACCGCCUCGCGCGGCACGGAAGCUGGCACGAAGUACCACUGCGAUAUCUGCUCCAUCGACGUCACGUCAACGGUCCGGAUAUCGUGUGCUCAUCCCUCUUGCCAUGAAUACGACUUGUGUGUCCCUUGUUUUGCUGCAGGCGAAACCUCCAAAGCCCAUGAUCCGACCACGCACCCGUUCCAGGUUAUCGAGCAGAACUCGGUACCGAUCUAUCAGGAAGACUGGGGUGCGGAUGAGGAAUUGCUUCUGCUAGAAGGCGCUGAGAUCUACGGAUUGGGCUCGUGGGCGGACAUUGCGGACCAUAUUGGCGGCUAUCGCAGCAAGGAAGAAGUGCGAGACCACUAUGUCGAUACGUACAUCAAUAGCUCUUAUUUCCCGCUCCCUGACCGCGCGGAUCCGGAGGACACAAGUCUGCAGGAUUCGAUUUCAAAGGAGGAGUUCCAGGCCCGGAAGAAGCGCCGCAUCGAGGAGCGCAAGGAGGCGGCCAAGGCUGCACCUCCCACUACCCCGAAGCAGAAACCCACAGCCAGCGUGCCUGCUUGUCAUGAAGUCCAAGGGUAUAUGCCUGGGCGUCUGGAGUUUGAAACCGAGUUCUUGAACGAUGCCGAGGAAGCAGUACAACACAUGUCCUUUGAACCCGGGGCGGGAAUCAAUAUCGGUGGCGAGCCGGAUCCAGAGGUGGAACUGAAGAUGACUGUUGUGGAUAUCUACAACUCACGGCUCACAGCACGGACAGAGCGCAAAAAGAUCUUGUUUGAGCAUAAUCUCCUCGAAUACCGGAAGAAUACAGCGCUGGAGAAGAAGCGCACAAAAGAGGAGCGAGACCUGCUUAACAAGGCUAAGCCAUUUGCCCGCAUGAUGAACCGUGAUGACUUUGAUGAAUUUUGUAAAGGAUUGGAGUACGAACACAAUCUCCGGCUGGCAAUCACCCAGUUGCAAGAAUGGCGGCAAAUGGGGAUCGGAGACCUCAAAACUGGAGAGAAGUACGAGCAAGAGAAACAACAGCGCGCGCAACGCCUGGUUCCUCAGGGGUCCUUUGAUCGGUUUGCAAGCGCCCGUCCCAAGCAGACGCAGCAGCCCGAGCAACCGUCUGCAGCGAACCAGCUGACGACUCCGGAGCUGCCUCUACGGCUGCAGAAAAACACGGAGUCUAAUUUACCCUUUAACGAUUUCGAUCGAGCAUUUGCUAGCAACGGUGAUGGGGCCAGCACCCCGCAACCGACCAAGACAAAAUACGUGAUCCAGCCAUUGAGUGGUGUAGUGCCGUGGAAGCUGGAAGCCGAAAGCGCCGCAGACCUCCAUCUCUUGACCAAAGAGGAGAUUGAACUCUGCAACGUGCUCCAUGUCCACCCCAAGCCCUAUCUAGUCAUCAAGGAGACCCUUUUGAAGGAGGCCAUGAAACAGGGGGGUAAUCUCAAGAAGAAAGAUGCCCGGACCAUUUGCAAGAUCGAUGCUACGAAAUCGAGCCGAAUCUAUGAUUUCAUGGUACAUAGUGGAUGGAUCAACAAAGUGUAGAUUAUAUCAGAAAUGAGUCUUUGCUCCUUGUAUAUGAAUUAUGAUAUCCAUUUCUACCCCUGGAGGGGUUUGGUAUGGCGUUAUGGCGACAGCUAGGGAUGGAUUGAUCUCCGAAUCUAUGGCACAACAGAUUAAUGAUAGUUAUAGAAUAUCGAAUAGGUAGUGUUAUUACAGUAGCUGUCUAGAGUAGUUUAAUCGGAGGCA
This is a messenger RNA of Penicilliopsis zonata CBS 506.65, 2057 nucleotides long. RefSeq lists its product as hypothetical. The record is from RefSeq and is a predicted model, not a curated record. Gene Ontology annotation, molecular function: chromatin binding; transcription coactivator activity; zinc ion binding. Gene Ontology annotation, cellular component: SAGA-type complex; nucleus. The transcript is spliced from 3 exons. The coding region runs from base 318 to 1853 and encodes 511 amino acids. Gene Ontology annotation, biological process: chromatin remodeling; regulation of transcription by RNA polymerase II. NCBI's taxonomy places the organism in Eukaryota, Fungi, Ascomycota, Eurotiomycetes, Eurotiales, Aspergillaceae.